AUGACAACCAACGAGCCAUUUUACCUGCGUUACUACUCUGGUCACCAAGGCCGAUUCGGACACGAGUUCUUGGAGUUCGAUUUUCGAGUGCUCGGAGACGGUCGCAGCGCAUCUGCCCGUUAUGCCAACAACUCAAACUACCGCAAUGAUUCACUCAUCCGGAAAGAGAUGUGCGUCAGCGAUGCUUUGGUAGCCGAGAUCAAGAAGAUUGUCAAGGACAGUGAGAUCCUCAAGGAAGAUGACACAAAGUGGCCCCAGAAGAACAAGGACGGCCGUCAAGAGUUGGAAAUCCGGUUAGGCAGCGAGCACAUCUCCUUUGAGACUGCGAAAAUUGGCUCGCUCCAGGACGUACAAGACUCGUCAGACCCAGAAGGCCUUCGCGUCUUCUACUACCUCGUACAGGACCUCAAGGCACUCGUCUUUUCUUUAAUAUCUCUGCACUUCAAGAUCAAGCCUAUCUAA
Molecule: messenger RNA, 462 nt
Organism: Alternaria incomplexa
Lineage: Eukaryota; Fungi; Ascomycota; Dothideomycetes; Pleosporales; Pleosporaceae
Gene: MNH1
Product: Protein mago nashi
Exons: 7
Coding region: 1-462 (153 amino acids)
Biological process (GO): RNA splicing
Cellular component (GO): exon-exon junction complex; nucleus
Source: RefSeq, a predicted model, not a curated record